AUGGCGAAGAACAACGUAGCUAUAAAGAAAGCACAGGCCCAGAAAGCAUCCAGAGCCGGAUCUUCUCAUGAGAGCAAUAUCUCUCUUGCACCCAAGCCGAUAAUUUCUACUAUUCACGAAUUGAAACAGGCUUUAAAUACUACAAUUAAUGAUUAUUUUAGCACACUCACGCCGAAACUCAAAUUGAUUGACAUUUUCCUCGUUUUCCUUGUAGCUUUGGGUGUUUUACAGUUUAUUUAUGUUUUAUUGAUUGGUAAUUUCCCAUUCAAUGCAUUUUUGGGUGGGUUCGCUAUAUGUGUUGGACAAUUUGUACUUUUGGUUAGUUUGAGGUUACAAAUCAACGAUGGCCAAACUAAAAAGGAAACCACUGAAGAAGAAAUCGAUAUUGUCAUUGACAACAAGGGAGAAAUUGAAGAGAUUGAUGUCGUUGAAGCGAAAAUCGUGGAAAAAGAAAGGAUAUUUGAGAGUAUCACACCAGAGAGAGCAUUUGCUGAUUUUUUAUUUGCCAGUUUGAUUUUGCAUUUCAUUGUUAUUCAUUUUAUUAAUUGA
Lodderomyces oxycetoniae is the source of this 549-nucleotide messenger RNA. RefSeq names its product dolichyl-diphosphooligosaccharide-protein glycotransferase. Gene Ontology annotation, biological process: protein N-linked glycosylation. The coding region runs from base 1 to 549 and encodes 182 amino acids. The record is from RefSeq and is a predicted model, not a curated record. Lineage: Eukaryota; Fungi; Ascomycota; Pichiomycetes; Serinales; Debaryomycetaceae. The transcript has a single exon. Gene Ontology annotation, cellular component: oligosaccharyltransferase complex; membrane.